Zonotrichia leucophrys gambelii is the source of this 2108-nucleotide messenger RNA. It is a transcript of the gene C2H6orf62, whose product is annotated as chromosome 2 C6orf62 homolog. Lineage: Eukaryota; Metazoa; Chordata; Aves; Passeriformes; Passerellidae. The transcript has 5 exons. The coding region runs from base 257 to 946 and encodes 229 amino acids. The record is from RefSeq and is a predicted model, not a curated record.
UUUUUUCUUGAUUCAUUGUAAAACCUCUUGUCCAGCCAUGGCUGGACAACUACUUUCUUUGUUUCUUGACCCCUCCAAUAUGACAUUCUCGUAAAAUAUUGCCUGAGGUGCGGUUCUGGGUUACAUUAGCGUUUGAUCUAUUCAGUUGUACUAGCAGGAAUCAAACGACUUGUUUCUGUUGUACUUAAGUCUUACGAAAAGGUGCCCAUAGUUUAGCGACAGUUUCCAAAGGCUUUAGUACCACCUAUAUUACAAAAUGGGGGACCCAAACUCCCGGAAGAAACAAGCUCUGAACAGACUUCGUGCUCAGCUUAGAAAGAAAAAAGAAUCUUUAGCUGACCAGUUUGACUUCAAGAUGUACAUUGCCUUUGUGUUCAAAGACAAGAAGAAGAAGUCAGCGCUUUUUGAAGUGUCUGAAGUGAUACCAGUCAUGACCAAUAACUAUGAAGAAAAUAUCCUGAAAGGUGUGCGGGAUUCCAGCUAUUCUUUGGAAAGUUCCUUAGAGCUACUGCAGAAGGAUGUAGUACAGCUCCAUGCACCCCGCUACCAGUCCAUGCGCAGGGAUGUGAUCGGCUGUACCCAGGAGAUGGACUUCAUUCUAUGGCCUCGUAAUGAUAUUGAGAAGAUAGUCUGUCUCCUGUUCUCUCGGUGGAAGGGGUCUGAUGAGCCCUUUAGGCCUGUUCAGGCCAAGUUUGAAUUUCAUCAUGGUGACUAUGAAAAACAGUUUCUGCAUGUUCUGAGCCGAAAGGACAAGACUGGAAUUGUUAUCAACAACCCUAACCAGUCAGUGUUUCUCUUCAUUGACAGACAGCACUUGCAGACUCCGAAAAACAAAGCUACAAUCUUCAAGUUAUGCAGCAUCUGCCUGUACCUGCCACAGGAGCAGCUCACUCACUGGACGGUUGGUACCAUAGAGGAUCACCUCCGUCCCUACAUGCCAGAGUAAGGUACUGGCCAGCAAAAUGGGGAAGAUCACAGAAUGCAGCAGUGGAUUUUCACUUUCCUCACCACUUCAUUCUUUCAGAAUUUAGAAGAAAAUGGACUCAUGUUCAGAACAUUAUACAUUGUGAAACUUGAUCAUCCUGGAUUUUUUUAAUCAUUUGUAUCUCAGAACUUUGCAAUUUUUUUUUAGAUGUUUUCUGCAUGGACCUUGUGAAAGAGAGGAUGCUCUGCACACUUCUGCACUGCAUCAGCAUCUUACUGAUAUGUGAAAUGAAGGGACUGUACAUUGAAACAAAUGUAUCCGAAAGCACAAGGUGAUCAUUUGUGGUGGUGUUCCCAUUUGUGCUGGUCAUGCCCCCUAACAUCUCUAAUGUUAACCAUCAGUAUUUGAGGGUGAGAAGUGAAUGUAACGGGUAUAAAAGCCUUAUAGCUUUGCUGUUCAUGAUUGUAUAGAUGAGCACUAUCAUUCAUUCUAAUGAACGAAGAAGUGGCUAUUACAAUAGCAAGUAAGUGUGGGAAAGAAAUCUUCCUAAAAAAAAAAGCAUCUCAUUUAAUGUAUAGGCAUUUUUUGCCUCUUUUAUUUUGCUGGGCCAUGUCUUAAGUUUACUGGCACUUUUGUUUUGGAUCUCUUUCCCCAAGUUGCUGUAUAACUGUAUGAAGGUAUUCUUUUGAGUUGGAUGCAUUUAUACAGAUGAGGCAGACCUGGAGUCUGAAGUUGCUAAAGCAGCUCAAAAAAAGGUAAAAUAAUAGCUGCAGAAACUAUGUUGGUAGAGGAUUAUUUUUUCUUGAGAGUUGAGACUUGUAAACUUGCAGGUGAACUGUGCAGGAAAUACUGGUUUCUAAAACAUUUCUUACAGAAAACCCAUUGAGGUUGUUUUUUUUCUUUCUUUUGGAAUAGACAUUAUAAACCAAUGUAAAAUAGUGUUUGGAGUGUCAAAAGUUGGUUCUGACAGAACAUUUUAAGAUUGUGCAAUGAUAAAAGGAAGACUACUGUAUAGUUUUGAUGACAGAGAAGGCUCUGCUUAAGGGUUGAGUACUUUACUGGAGUAAAACUGCAUAAGCCUACUCCCUUUGGAUAAAACUAGUGCUUACCUGUUUAAAACUUGUAUUUAGCUUUUGUUUGGAAUUGGAAAAAAUUGAAAAUUAAAUAAAUUAGGUAAAAGAUG